This is a messenger RNA of Cyphellophora europaea CBS 101466, 1062 nucleotides long. RefSeq lists its product as uncharacterized. Gene Ontology annotation, biological process: uroporphyrinogen III biosynthetic process. The record is from RefSeq and is a predicted model, not a curated record. NCBI's taxonomy places the organism in Eukaryota, Fungi, Ascomycota, Eurotiomycetes, Chaetothyriales, Cyphellophoraceae. The transcript is spliced from 4 exons. Bases 1 to 1062 code for a protein of 353 amino acids. Gene Ontology annotation, molecular function: uroporphyrinogen-III synthase activity.
AUGGCCAAAAUCCCCGUCUUCCUUCUCAAAACCCGAUCCCAGCCAGAGGACGGCUAUGAAGAGUACUUCUCCCAGCUCUCUGUCCCCGAGCACACUUCGUCGAGCUCACGCUCUACAUAUUUUGAGCCCCGCUUCGUGCCCGUGCUGGAGCACCGAGCGAACACGGCGAAUUUGUCACGGUUGGAGGACCUGCUUCGAAGCGGCCGCCUGACAGAGCAGUACGGCGGCAUCAUCUUCACCAGCCAGCGCGCCGUCGAGGGUUUCAGCGACGUUGUGCGGAAGCUCGAUCGCGAAUCUACGGACCAUCAGGGUAAUGGAAGCAUUGACCCCCCACGAACCAACGACGCCCCCUCGACCCCCACCCCCUACACCCCCUUCCCCCUCUACGUCGUCGGCCCCGCCACCUCCCGCUCCCUCAACGCCCUCCUCCCCUCCUGUACCCUCGCAUCCUUACACCCCGCCAUCCUCGGCGCCCACACCGGCAACGGCGCCGCCCUCGCCUCCUACAUCCUCCGCCACUACAACGCCCUGCACGCCCACCGCCUCUUCACGUUGUGUAAGCGGCCGUUGUUGUUUCUCGUGGGGGAGGUGAGGCGUGAUGUCAUUCCGAGGGUGCUGGGGGAGGCCGAGGGGGAGAAGGGGAGGAGGGUGGGGGUUGAGGAGUGGGAAGUGUAUUCGACGGGGGUGAGGGAGGCGUUCGAGACGGAGUUUGCCGGACUGGUGAGUCGAUGGGGCCAGGAGGAAGUGAAGAUGGCGGUGGUGGUUGUCGUGGUCUUUAGUCCGCAGGGCUGUGAGGCCAUGUUGAGAUGUCUGGGUUUCCUGGAUGGGGAGGGAAAGGCGAGGGACGGCCUGCAGGACAGGUGGGGUCAAGAAGAAGGGGGCGUCUUGGUGGGCAAGACUACGAGGAGAUAUGUGGUGGCGACGAUUGGGCCGACGACGAGGGACCAUUUGAGAGACAAGUUUGGCUUUGAGCCUGACGUGUGCGCAAAGACGCCGAGCCCGGAGGGCGUGGGUGACGGGGUGGUAGAGUUCUUACGCCGCCAGGGAUUAUUAGAUCGGUGA